Messenger RNA from Macadamia integrifolia, 1102 nucleotides. RefSeq names its product secoisolariciresinol dehydrogenase-like. The transcript is spliced from 2 exons. Bases 106 to 954 code for a protein of 282 amino acids. The record is from RefSeq and is a predicted model, not a curated record. NCBI's taxonomy places the organism in Eukaryota, Viridiplantae, Streptophyta, Magnoliopsida, Proteales, Proteaceae. Gene Ontology annotation, molecular function: oxidoreductase activity, acting on the CH-OH group of donors, NAD or NADP as acceptor.
GUUUAUAUAAGUGAUACCGUAAUAGACUGCGACACCAAGUGACAAGUCCUUCGUCCCUUCUACGAAACAAGAAAGAAUUCAACUCGCACGCCUAGGCGAAGUCCGAUGGAAGGAGGUGGUAUUCUCACAGCCAAAAGGUUGGAAGGGAAGGUAGCGGUGAUUACCGGCGGAGCCAGUGGGAUUGGAGCGAGCACCGUAAGGUUGUUCGUUCAGCACGGAGCUAAGGUAGUCAUAGCCGACGUGCAAGACGAUCUGGGCAACUCUCUCUGUGAAGAAGUCGGCUCCACUGAGACCAUCUUCGUCCAUUGCGAUGUGACCAACGACGACGACGUCCGUAACGCCGUCGACACGGCAGUCUCUAAGUAUGGGAAGCUGGACAUCAUGUUCAACAACGCCGGGAUCAGUGGCGACAUCAUCAAAAGAUCAAUCUUGGAGGCAGACAAAGAAGAUUUCAAGAGGGUAUUAGAUGUGAACGUCUAUGGUGGGUUCUUAGGAGCUAAACACGCAGCAAGGGUGAUGAUCCCAUCCAAGAAGGGUACCAUACUCUUUACUGCCAGUGUGGCUUCUUUGACUGCAGGGGAACCACCACAUGCUUACGUGGCAUCGAAGCAUGCUGUGGUGGGGUUAACCAAGAACUUAUGUGUGGAGUUGGGUGAGUUUGGGAUCAGAGUGAACUGUAUCUCUCCUUUCGGAGUUGUAACCCCAUUGUUAAAGGGAGGGUUUGGGACGAUGGAGGAUAGCUUGAUUGAAGGGAUUAUUGCUCAAGCUGGAAACUUGAAAGGGGUGAUUAUUAAGGGAGAGGAUGUGGCUCAGGCUGCUCUGUACUUAGCUAGUGAUGAUGCUAAGUAUGUGAGUGGUCUUAAUCUUGUUGUGGAUGGGGGUUAUAGCACUACCAAUCCAUCUUUGUUACAUCUCGUCUCCAAUGGGUUGAACCUCUCUAUGCCUCCUCAGUAAAGAUUUGAUCUUGUUUCAGUUCCUGAAGAUUUGAAUAAAGUAUGCCCCAGUUGUUAAUCCAUGAUAACAAGGCUUGCUUUUUACAUGAUCUGACUUGCUCUAUUUUGUGAUUCACUGAAAGAAAAAAUCUUGAAAUUUUUGCGUCUUA